CAAAUGUUUCUCUGUUUUGAAGAUCCAUUUCUAAUGAUUUUCUUUAAAAUUUGUACUAGUAAUUUUGUGUGUAUGUGUUUCACUGAAUGUUCAUAUAUAGAAUGGGUAAGCUUUAUGGAAUCUCCAUUUCUCUCAUCCUCAUCAACUUAGCCACAAUGAUGCAACGAGCAGACGAAAAACUCAUUCCUUCGGUUGCCAAAGAAGUGAAAGAAACGUUCAAUGCAACCCUCUCUGAUAUUGGAUUCCUCACAUUUAUAAGAAAUAUUGUUCAAGGACUUGCCUCUCCUUUAGCCGGUUUAUUUGUCAUCAGUUAUGACCGCCCAACAGUUUUCGCAAUCGGUAGUUUCUGUUGGGUCUUAUCAACUUUUGCAGUUGGAGCUAGCCACUACUUCAUUCAGGUUACCCUUGGUGUGGCACUUAAUGGGUUUGGACAUGCGAUUGUUUACCCAGUGCUUCAGUCGAUAAUUGCGGAUAGCUUUAGUGAUAGUUCGAGAGGAUUUGGUUUUGGUUUAUGGGGUCUCAUUGGUACGGUUGGAGGUAUAGGGGGAACCGUCGUGCCAACAGUCAUGGCUGGUCAUGAUUUCUUGGGAACCCCAGGAUGGCGAUGCGCCUUUAUAUUGAUGGCAACGAUGAGUGCGAUCAUCGGGGUUCUUGUUUUUUUCUUUGUCACUGACCCGCGGAAAAAGAAAAGUAGCAGCUCCAUUUCUCAUGAUCAUGAACGAGAUGAACUAAUGGUUAAUAAAGCAAAGAACUAUGAUGCUGCAACAAUUAUGAGCUCGGUUUGGAUGGAAUCGUGGGUGGCCAUAAAAGAUGUAACCAAAUUACGAACAUUUCAGGUCAUAGUAGUGCAAGGAAUCGUGGGUUCGGUGCCAUGGACUGCAAUGGUUUUCUUCACAAUGUGGUUCGAACUCAUUGGCUUUGAUCACAAUAAGACGGCAGCUCUAAACGGCGUAUUCACCACUGGACAUGCAAUAGGAUAUUUAGUCGGAGGAAUAAUCGCAGACAAAAUGUCUCGUAUAUUCCCAAACUCAGGCAGAAUAAUGUGUGCACAAUUCAGCGUUUUCAUGGGCGCUAUAUUCUCCAUUAUUCUUCUAAGAAUGAUCCCGCAGUCCAUUGAUAGUUACUACAUCUUCUUGGUCACUCUCUUUCUAAUGGGUCUAACCAUAACUUGGUGUGGACCAGCCAUUAACUUUCCUAUCUUAGCUGAGAUUGUUCCUCCUAAGCAUCGAACCAUGAUGUAUGCCUUUGAUCGUGCACUCGAAGGAUCUUUGUCGUCAUUUGGUGCUCCUUUGGUUGGGAUUAUGUCGGAGAAAAUGUUCGGAUUUGACUCAAAUGGAACUGACUUUAUUAAAGAUUCUGGUCGUGCAGCCGAGGCGUUGUCCAAGGGGAUCUUCUCAAUGAUGGCUGUCCCGUUUGGAUUGUGUUGUCUUUGUUACACACCAUUAUAUUUUCUUUUUCAGAAAGAUCGAAAAAUCGAUAGAACUCCGAGUUCAAGGGAAAUAGAGAUGAUAUGAGAAUUAUCUUGUUCGCAAUAAUUGAAGCUGUCUCGGCCAGUAAUUUUUUUUAACUAUGUACCAGUGAAACAAUCAGGUUUUCAUGUUUAUUUUAUAAGAAAGUAUUACAUUAUCA
Molecule: messenger RNA, 1629 nt
Organism: Arabidopsis arenosa
Lineage: Eukaryota; Viridiplantae; Streptophyta; Magnoliopsida; Brassicales; Brassicaceae
Source: the annotation of a GenBank genome assembly